This is a messenger RNA of Plutella xylostella (diamondback moth), 1981 nucleotides long. Its product is annotated as facilitated trehalose transporter Tret1. Gene Ontology annotation, cellular component: membrane. The record is from RefSeq and is a predicted model, not a curated record. Gene Ontology annotation, biological process: transmembrane transport. NCBI's taxonomy places the organism in Eukaryota, Metazoa, Arthropoda, Insecta, Lepidoptera, Plutellidae. Gene Ontology annotation, molecular function: transmembrane transporter activity.
GUAUUUAAUUUCUCAGUCCUAUAUUGGACACUCCUGCUACAGUGCAGUAUUUAUUUUAUAAGUAUUAAUUAAUUAGGAUUAUCUCAUGUUUAUUAUCAAAUAACUAAAGGUGCUAACGAUAGAAUGAAAUCCAUGGACUGGUGAAACGAAUGUGAUAUUUUGCAUCUAGCAAAUGACAUUGAAUAAAGUGUAUCAAAAUGGAUGACCUAACAGUUCCCGAGAAAAAAAGUAUGGUGCCGUUUCUAAGGCAGCUGUACAUCACGACGGCAGUCAGCGUGAACAUCAUGGGCCACGGCUGCGUCAUCGGCAUCUCCGCCAUCCUCAUCCCGAGCCUGCGCCGCCCCGAGUCCAGCAUCCACGCCACGCAUAGCGAGGAGUCCUGGAUAGCAUCAAUCAUCGGGUUCGCGCUGAUCGUGGGCAACCUGAUCAUCACGCCGACCAUGGACCGGCUAGGCCGCAAGCGCUCGCAUAUCCUGUCCAUCUUCCCUAUCCUGGUGGGCUGGUUCCUGCUGCUGCUGGCCAACAGCGUCCCAACCCUCAUAGCGGCACGCUUCCUGCAGGGCCUCUCCAUGGGCAUCCUGGGACCACUCGGCUCCGUCAUCAUCGGAGAGAUGACCAACCCGAAAAAUAGAGGACCUUUACUCACACUCAUCUCUCUAUCGCUUACUUUAGGCGUCCUCUUCACGCAAACACUAGGGAUCUUCCUCAGCUGGAAGCAAACGGUUAUUGCCUGCUCGUUUAUCACUUUCACCAGCCUGUGCAUGCAGAUCUACUGCCCGGAGUCGCCGCCCUGGUUGUGCAGCCAAGGCCGUCUGGACGAGUGUAGGGAAGUCUUCCUCUGGCUGCGAGGCGACGGCCCGGAAGAGAGAGACGAACUGGAGAAGAUGAUUCAAGCGAAAAUGAUGGAGAGAAAGUCCAGUGUCGCCGGACAGACGAUCAGUUUUGGAGUGAAAGUGAGGAGAACCAUUCGGUUCUUUAAAGAGACAUACAAAAAGCCCGAUUUCUACAAGCCCAUAAUUAUAAUGCUGCACAUUUACACCAUGUUCCAGUUCGCCGGCAUCAAUGUGUUCAGCUCCUACAUGAUCGACAUCAUCAGGCAGGUGGUGGGGCCUGAAGCCAACGCUGAGUACCUGAUGGUCGUCUUCAACAUCGAGCGUCUGAUAUCCAACCUUCUAGCUAUAUUCCUAAUGGCUAAUAUGAAACGCAGAUCCUUGCUGUUCUCUGCAGGAUUCCUUUGCGUGACUUCCUACAUAGGUAAAGGUUUGUACGUCUAUGCCAAACAGAAUGACAAGCUACCCUUCCCCGACAACCAGUGGGUUCCCAUCGGCCUCAUAGGUCUGUACAUGUUCUCUUUAGCUGUGGGAAUAUCGUCCAUACCCUUCACGAUAUCUGGGGAGUUGUUCCCUCUGGCCUACCGAGGGUUGGGAGGCGGGAUCAGCGUGUUGGCGUUGUCGUUAAACUUCUUCUUGGCCGUCAAAUGCUUCCCAGUUCUGACCACAGAGAUCGGGCUUCCUUCCACGUACUUCCUGUACACCGGCAUCGUGGUCUACUGUCUGACGGUGAUCUGGUUCAUGUUGCCAGAGACCAAGGACAGGACCCUGCAAGAGAUUGAGGAGAGCUUCCGAGGUAAGAAGGCGGUGGAAGACCCAGCCAAUGAGCCGCUCAACGACGUCAACGUCCAGAAAUAUCUGGCCAUGAGGCGGUGCAGUUCUCAAAUUAUGUAUUAAAUAGGAAUAGCUUUCUAGCACUAUUAGGUAAUGAGUUAAUUAUAUUGUAUUUUAUCUUAGGAUGGUCUAAGAGGUCAAUGAAUAAAGAGAAGAGUGCUUCUGUGAUGUUUUGAAAUACGUAAAAGUCAUUUUUAUAUUUAUUGUAAAUAUUACCUACCUUGGUGUAAGUACUCCUGUAAUUCUAAUUACGUAGUUAAAUCAAUGUAAGUGUAGGUAUAAUUAAGUUGGUUGUGAAUAAAAAACUAAAUUAUUAA